AUGGAGAAUUAUGUAGAAGGAGAAAAGGAAGCUCUGAGCACCUAUAAACUCAGUAAAUUAAAAGUUGGUGAGAAUAAAAUUAUGCAAGAUAUUUCAGAAGGAAAUAAAAAAAAAGAUAUUAUUUCUAACGAGAAAGAUGGUAAUGAAAAUACAAAAAAAAAAAACAAAAACACUACUUCUCUUUUUAAGAGGUUUAAACUUUUUGGUAAAACAAAAAAUGCACCAAAAGAAGAAGUGUCCGAUUUGAAAAAAAAUGAUGAAAAUAAUUCUAUAGAAGUUGUUAACUUGUUAGAUAUAUCAAAAGAUGAAGAAGAUAAAAGUAUCAACAUGAAUAGUAAUGAUGAUAAUGAUGAAAAUAACAAUAAUAAUGAUAAAAAUAAUAAUGAUGAUAAAAAUAAUAAUGAUGAUCAUAAUAAUAAUAGUGAUCAUAAUAACAAUAGUGAUCAUAAUAAUAGCGAUAAUAGUAAUGAUAAUAAUAAUGUAGAUCAAAAACUUCUCAGAGAGUUUUUAAAAAUUAAUAAUAACACACAAGUUAAUAACGAUGAUCAUAAUAUGAACAAUAGUAAAAUGAAUAAAAGUAAGACUUCCAUAAGUGUAGGAAAUGGUAGUAAAAUAAAUGAUAAAUCUGUUACAUCUAUCAAUACAGAUGAAGGAACGACAAAAGUUCAGGCAGAGAGUAAUAUUAUAAGUUCCAAACGUACUACACGAGAUAGUGCACUUAUAAAUUCAGAUAUGUUAGGUAAAAAUUUUGAAAAGGAUAUAAAUACAAAAAAAGAAUCUGUUAAAAUUGAUUCAGAUAAUAUGUCUAUAGACAAUGAAAAAUCUAUAAUUCCAAGAAUUAAUGAAAAAAGAAACUCAUUAUUUAAAAAUAUGGUAAAGAUGCCCUUGAAAUAUGCUUAUAAGUAUAGUUUAACACCCAGGAAUAGUACUGCAAAUAGUGAAGAUAAAAAUCAUAUAAAUGAUGACAAUAAAAAUGGUGAUAAUAAAAAUGAUGACAAUAAAAAUGGUGAUAAUAAAAAUGAUGAUAAUAAAAAUGAUGAUAAUAUAAAUAAUGAUAAUACAGAAAAUAAUAAUACAAUUAAUGAUAAUAUAAAUAAUGAUAAUACAAUUAAUGAUAAUAUAAAUAAUGACGAUGGGGAGAAAGGAUCAAAUAAGAAACACUCCAUAAGCCUUAAUAAUCAUGAAAGAAAAAAAAGCCUUCUGGUCCAACCAUUAAAUAAUAAUAAUGAAAAAAAAAUACAAAAUAAUGAUAGUAAAUUAAUACUUAAUAAUGAUAUACAUAGUAAUAACCAAGAUAUUAUUCAAAAUAAAGAAAAUGUUAAAAGAAAAAUUUCAAAUGUAGAUAAUAAUAUAAAUAAUAUUAAUAGCACGCUUACUCCUAAGGUAGGUUCUAAUUAUAGCGGUAAAAAUUCUGAUACCUCAAAAAAAUAUGACAAUGAAGAAAAAUCAUCUAAUACAUUAUCAGAGAAUAAUUCCAAGGUACCAAAAAAAGGCUUCAAUCAUUUAUUCAAGAGUAAAAUGAAAAUAGAGAAAAAGAACCCUCCUGUUCUUAUAAAAACGAAUAAUACAGAUAUUAAAAAUAAAAAUAUUGUUAUGAAAAAAAAUAAUUUAGUUGAACGAGCUAAUUUAAUAAAAAAAAAACAAACUGAUAUAAUACAAGAUGAUAUUAUCCAUGAUAAUCAUUUUAAAAAAAUAUCUAAUAAUGAAACAACACAAUUGUUAAAUGUGUUUGUUCCUUUUGAUUUGGAUCCUCCAACUUUGUAUGCUGACACUCCUGAAACAGUCAGCCCCUUAACUCCAAUAGAAGAAAUAAUUGACGUUAUAUACUCCAUAUUUAAUAGGAGCACAGAAGACACAAUUACACGUCUAAGAGAAUCAAAGAAUAACACUGCAGAGUGCCUUAAUACUUUAAAAAUAACAUUAGAUGCUUUAGAAGGGAACGAAAAGUCUGUGAUCUCACAACUGAACAAGAACAUGGCUAUCGAGAAAGAAUGUUUAGGAGAAGUUGAUGAAGUUAUUAAAUCAAUAAAUGACGACUAA
Messenger RNA from Plasmodium adleri (nom. inval.), 2040 nucleotides. Its product is annotated as conserved Plasmodium protein, unknown function. The transcript is spliced from 4 exons. Bases 1 to 2040 code for a protein of 679 amino acids. NCBI's taxonomy places the organism in Eukaryota, Apicomplexa, Aconoidasida, Haemosporida, Plasmodiidae. The record is from RefSeq and is a predicted model, not a curated record.